Messenger RNA from Miscanthus lutarioriparius, 681 nucleotides. The record is from the annotation of a GenBank genome assembly. NCBI's taxonomy places the organism in Eukaryota, Viridiplantae, Streptophyta, Magnoliopsida, Poales, Poaceae.
AUGCCCCUCUUCCACGCCCUCUGCAGAUUUCUCUUGUUCCUAUACAUCCUACAAGAUUGUGCUGCCACAGACACCAUCGCACCUGGUGAAGCACUUGUUGGCAGCGACAAGCUCGUCUCCAGCAAUGGCAAGUAUGCACUUGGCAUCUUCCAGACAGGCAGUGAUGCUGAAAUUUUGAAUUGGAAUACUAGGUACCAAAUAGCUCUAGGAAUUGCUAGAGGACUAGCCUAUUUGCAUGAGAGCUGUCGAGAUUGUAUUAUACACUGUGAUGUGAAACCUCAAAACAUACUUCUAGACGAAUCAUUCAUCUCCAAAAUUGCAGACUUCGGAAUGGCAAAGUUUUUAGGUAGGGAGAUCAGCAGGGCUUUAACUACAAUAAGAGGAACCAUAGGAUACCUUGCACCUGAAUGGAUUAGCGGAGGGGCAAUCACACCAAAAGUUGAUGUUUACAGCUAUGGAAUGCUUUUAUUGGAAAUUGUUUCGGGAAGGAAGAACUCACAUAGAGAAUGUACCACUACUGGUGAUGAUGAUACUUAUUUCCCUGUGCAAGUUGCAAGCAAGCUUCUUGUGGGAGAUAUUGGAAGCUUGGUGGAUGACAAGUUACAUGGCGAUGUCCAUCUAAACGAAGCUGAAAGAGUUUGUAUUUUGUUUGGUUGCUUGCUGGUGCAUUCAAGACAAUGA